GCCACUGGGUUUUCGUCUGCUGGCCUCUGAAAUGGGCUCGACUAAUCAGCCCUGAUUUCAUCCAUAUUUCUUUAUCAUAUUAACUGUUCCGAAAGCUUAAGGCAGUCGAGGCAUAUCCACAAUGAUAUUUGGAGGUGAGGCGGUGGACGAGGUCAGCUGCAGGUUCUCAGAGCUGGUUCCUGUGGUGCUGACUGCCUGGCCAACGGGCUCCACUCCCCGUGCUGCACAGUAAAGAGCAUUUCACACCCAGACAAGACCACACGGCACCGCCAUGAAGCCGGGUCACGAGCGCAAUCAGGAGUGCCUGCCUCCCAAGAAGAGGGAUCUCAACAACAGCACCAGUAGUAGUAGUGCGGGAGGAGGGGCAGGAAGUGGGGUGGGAGGGGGAGUGGGGGAGGAAGUGCCCUCCACUCAGAGCUCAGGGGUCGGUAGUGACACUCAGGGAGGUGGCACAGCAGAGGAGUGGCUGCAUGCUCAGCCUGGUCUACACUAUGGAGUAGAGAGUGCUGAGGGCCUCCAAGGGCUGCCUGUUGACCAGUACAGCAUGCUCUAUAGGGUGGCUCUCCCCUCUGUCUCCUACUCCCAGACCAAUCUACACCCAGUGUUAAGCCAUAUCUCUCCAGCUUACACUGUCCCCUCAUCUCUCCUACAGCAUCAUCCAGGUAUCUCCUAUCCCCCUCUAGGCUAUGCCCAGAUCCCCCACUCCUCUUUCCAGUUUGUCUCUCCAUAUGGUGCAGUCCCUUAUGCAGUCCCCCCUGGCUUUGUUCCCAGCACCCUGAUCUCCCCCUCAGUUGCCCUCUCCCAGCCCCACCUGGUCCCCUACCAGUCAGUCAUCCAGGAGGGGUUGGUCUCCCCUCCUACCCAGGCCCAUGUAUCUGCCCAUGCCUUUGCCAAAUUGGGGUCGUCCGGAGGGGUCCCGCUGAUGCUGACCUCGGAACAGGCUGCCCAGCACCUGGGCCCGCUGCCCGCCGCAGAGCUCAGUCCUCGGGGAGUGCCUGUCUUUUACCACCCUCAGGGCACCAGGGCUGCGCCUGCCCCCAGGGACCCCUACAGCGGGGAGCAGGAGACGGAUAGGGAGGUGAAUGGAGGGGAGAGGGAGCAGGCAGCCAGGGAGAUGCUCCAGGACUCAGUCUACAAUGCCAGGAAUGCAAGGCUGCUGCAGGCAGCAUCCGCCUCUGUAGCACUGGAGCACGCACAGGACAGAAGCCUGAAGAGCCGCAGGCUGGACGAGAGGGCUUCGCCUGGGCAGCGCAGCACCCCAGACACUGACCUGGAGGUUCAGCAGGUUGUUGGUCGCCUAGCCUCUCCUGUCCAAGGUGUGAGUGGAGGGCGCAAAGAGGUGUCCUUUGGUCCCCUGAACCUAUCCCAGGGCUCCCAGAGAGGCAGAGAGGCUCAUGGGGAGGCAGGGGAGAGUACUGGCCGGACAGCAUACGCGAUCCACCCUGUGGUGUAUGGAGACCCCAGGGUGACGGCCCAUCAACAGCAGGCAGGGCAGCCAGGCCACGCGGUCAUCUUGGCCAAUGGACAGACAGUCCUGGUCCCCUUAGACUAUCAUCAACAUCAACAGCCACCCCAGCACUACCCCAGCCGGACAAAUGACGACACCUCUGCUGUCACCAUGGCCUCCCCCACCACCUACUCUAAAGCCUCUGAGUCUCCAGCCAGAGUGUGCCUCCCAGACAGGGCUGUGGUGGAACUGGCCGCCGUGGAGCAGCAGCCUAUUUCUGUUCCAGUCGCGGCAGCCCUCACGCAGGCCCUGGCCCCGGCGCCCACCCCUGCCCCCUCCAAUCCCUCCCAUUUCAUGAAGGGGGCCAUCAUCCAGCUGGCCACGGGGGAGCUGAAGCGUGUGGAGGACCUGCAGACUCAGGACUUUGUGCGGAGUGCUGAGGUGAGCGGGGGGCUGAAGAUCGACUCCAGCAUGGUGGUGGACAUCAGGACCAGCCAGCAGAGACCCGGCCUGGUGGCGCUGCACUUCACAGUGGGCGAGCAGCAGAGCAAGGUGACCAUUGACGUGCCCCCAGAACACCCCUUCUUUGUGUUUGGCCAGGGCUGGUCCUCCUGCAGCCCAGAGCGCACGGCCCAGCUCUAUGGCCUGGCCUGCCACCACUUGCAGGUAGGAGACGUGUGUGUGUCCAUCACUCUGCAGCAGCCACCCCAGCAACAGAAACCGCCCCUGCAGCAGCAGCAGCAACAACAACAACAGCAGCAGCAGACCCAAGCCAGGACUUCCACCAAAGUCAACUCUACAUCAGGGGCCAUCGGCCAGCCCAUGGGGCCCCCUGCCCCCCAGCAGCCCAGGCCACAGCCUCACUUCAGGAUGGAACGCGUCCACAGAGAGAGGGAGAGGGGGGAUAAAGAGGAGCCUAUGCAACUAGGGGGUGUUGUGCAGAGUGAGAUGCCCACCAGACCAAAUAGGACUUCAGCAGAGCAAACUAGGAGCCAGAGCAGUUACUAUUUGCACACGGAGGGUUCUGCUCGUCCAGGGGCGGGGUUGGGAGUGGUGUCUACAGUGUCGAGCGCGUCUCAGAGGCGCUGGUCCGCCCCCGGCCUUCAGAGAUACAUGAAGGUAGAGGAAGGGACGCACCCUCAGCUGGGCCCCUCCGGCUCCUCUCGACCCUCCUUCAUCCCACAGGAGGUCAAACUGUCCAUCGAGGGGCGCUCUAAUGCUGGGAAGUAGCACCAACCUUGGCAGUCCACACCACAGAAGAGACUGUCAGAGGAGUGAAAGCAUCAGAGAGGGGGAAAGGGGAACAAGAGUGGGAAUGUAGCCUCUGAAUGUUUGAUAUUUUGCACACCUAAUAAGAUGACAAGUUCUUUGUUUUCAGGGGAACUACCUGGUCUGGUGGCUGGUCAGGUCCACUCUAUUUGCCUGUCAGUCAGUCAGGACAGCUCCUGGUCCAGUGAUCAGGAGAUUGGGUCUCUGUUCUCCCAGGCUGACAGGGAGCGGAUGCAGAAGCAGGGAGUGUAUGUAGCUGGUGAAUCACCUACCAAAGUCUUCAGACUGCAUCUUCCUUCCGCCCUACCAACCUCUCAGAACCAUCCUUAUCAGAGGUGAACCAACCUCUCAGAACCAUCCUUAUCAGAGGUGAACCAACCUCUCAGAACCAUCCUUAUCAGAGGUGAACCAACCUCUCAGAACCAUCCUUAUCUGAGGUGAACCAACCU
Messenger RNA from Oncorhynchus tshawytscha (Chinook salmon), 3165 nucleotides. RefSeq names its product ataxin 1-like (gene atxn1l). The transcript has 3 exons. Gene Ontology annotation, biological process: anatomical structure development; regulation of DNA-templated transcription. The record is from RefSeq and is a predicted model, not a curated record. Bases 272 to 2677 code for a protein of 801 amino acids. Gene Ontology annotation, cellular component: nucleus. NCBI's taxonomy places the organism in Eukaryota, Metazoa, Chordata, Actinopteri, Salmoniformes, Salmonidae. Gene Ontology annotation, molecular function: protein binding; RNA binding.